This is a messenger RNA of Panonychus citri (citrus red mite), 1684 nucleotides long. Its product is annotated as 5-methylcytosine rRNA methyltransferase nsun-4-like. The coding region runs from base 68 to 1561 and encodes 497 amino acids. The record is from RefSeq and is a predicted model, not a curated record. Gene Ontology annotation, molecular function: methyltransferase activity. The transcript is spliced from 3 exons. Lineage: Eukaryota; Metazoa; Arthropoda; Arachnida; Trombidiformes; Tetranychidae. Gene Ontology annotation, biological process: RNA methylation.
GUCUUUUUCAUUUCCAAUCAUGUGUUUAUUGUGGUUGCAAUUGUUUAAUUGUUGGUAAUUAAUUGUGAUGUUUAUUAAUAAUCUUUCUUGGAGUGUUAGAAAUACUAUUAAGAGACAAGGAUUCGCGUUGAUCUGGUCUAGAAAUGCUGUUGCUCUUGGUGAGAAAUGGCAUAAACUAAACAAAGCAGUACUUCCCAAAGAUUAUGCUCUUCAACAUUUCGAUUCGUUUUAUCCCAAAGUUUACGAGGAUAAAUGGUUAUCAAUAAGAAUCGCUUUGCAUUGGCCUAAUAAAUGUGUUGCUGUGGUCAAUCCAUUCGCUAAGGAUCCGGAUGAAAUUUCGGCCACUUUUGCGAUCAAAGGGGCUUCAAAUUUAAGUCAUUUCUAUUCUAAAUACAGGAGACAUUAUGAGCGUCAAAAAUUACGGAAAAAACUACUUGAAGAGAAAAGAGAGGCAAAACGUAUUCAAACAGCCAUGGAAAAAGGAGUUACUGUUGAUGAAAUCGAAAGUGACAUCGAAGUAUCGGACAUAAGUGAUGGAGAACUUGGAGGAGUCCUUUCAGCGGCUAGUGAUCCUGAAAAUAUUCUCGAGAUGUUUCAGACCGACGUUGAUUCUUUGCGGGACAAGGAAGGAUUCAUGGAAAAUUUAUCGAGUAACAUUGACCUGAAUGAUUUUGUUCCAUCCAGUGAGAUGAAGUAUGAAGAGGAAAUAGUUGAUAAGGAUACUUAUUAUCGUUUCUAUGAUCCAAGUCUCGAGUUUGAUGUAGAAAAUGUUGUAGAGCCUUCGCUGGAAAUUCCUGAAACUCCCAAGAUCUUCAGUUUUCCUCGAGAAUCAUUAGAAUCCUUUGAUCCUCCAAGUUUGUCAAACGGAAUGGUUGACUAUCUACUCAUAGAUUCUGCUGCCAUAUUACCCGUUUUAGCCUUAGGGUUGAAACCUAGAGAUCGAGUUGCUGAUUUGUGUGCUGCUCCUGGAGGAAAAACACUUCUAAUGUUAUCUACAUUUCGUCCAUCUUUCCUGUUCGCGUGUGACUCGGACAAAACUCGAUUCUCGAUUCUCCGUCAGAAAGUAUCUGAUUUCCUUCCUCGAACUCCAAGUCUCGCCUCUUCCUAUCAUUUAGAACAAUGUUCAGCCGAAGAUGUUGAUCUAAAUUCAGCUUUUGACAAAGUUUUGGUCGAUGUGCCGUCGACAAAUGACCGACUUGCAAUCCAGGAUAAUUACGAUAAUUAUUUCAAACCCACGCGAUCCAAUGAAAGGAUUACGUUGCCGAGCAAACAAAAAUCAAUUCUAAUGAAAGGAUUAGAACUAUUAAAACCUGGUGGAUCAUUAAUUUAUACUACAAAUACACUUUCACCCAUUCAAAACGAUGGAGUGGUUCAUAUGUCUCUUUAUGAACUUUCUCAAACAACUUCGAGUACUUUUAGCAUCAGUGAAUUGAAGGAAGCAUUUAGGCCACUUCGAGGUCUCUACCGAUUUCAUACAUUUCGUUAUGGAACUCAGGUCUUACCCAAUAUAAUCAACAAUGUUGGACCUGUUUACAUUUGCAAGAUCAACCGAAUCAAAUAACGAAAAUUUUGAUACACAACUUUGUAAAUUGCAGUUUAAUUGUAAUUAAGUCAAAAAAUCUAAUCAGUUGAAGUGAAACAAAAAUCAAUUUAAUAACAAUUUUGAUGUUUUCCAUUCAUUAAA